Molecule: messenger RNA, 1802 nt
Organism: Nicotiana tabacum (common tobacco)
Lineage: Eukaryota; Viridiplantae; Streptophyta; Magnoliopsida; Solanales; Solanaceae
Product: glycine-rich RNA-binding protein RZ1A
Molecular function (GO): zinc ion binding; RNA binding
Source: RefSeq, a predicted model, not a curated record
UAACACGCCCUAAUAUUCCCUUCGGAUUGGCUUUUCUUCUUUGGAGUAAACGCUACUAAAACUUUUCUCCAUCUCUUCGUAGCGUCGCCGCUCUCUCAUCUCCGAAUUUUCACUAUUUCCAAAGUAGCAGUGGUCUGUUUCAGAAAUGGCAGACGAUGAAUAUCGCUGUUUUAUUGGUAACUUGUCAUGGUCAACUUCUGAUCGAGGAUUAAAAGAUGCAUUUGAGAAGUUUGGAAAUCUUGUUGAUGCAAAGGUUGUACUUGACAAGUUCUCUGGCCGAUCUCGUGGAUUUGGUUUUGUUACAUUUGAUGAAAAGAGAGCAAUGGAAGAUGCCAUUGAAGCAAUGAAUGGAGUGGACUUAGACGGUCGUGAUAUUACUGUAGACAAAGCCCAGCCUGACAAAGGUUCAGGUAGAGAUUUUGAUAGUGAUCGACCUCGUGACCGUGACCGAGAUCGGGGUCGCGAUCGCGAUCGUGGUAGCCGUGAUUAUGGAGGUGGGCGGGGAUCUGGUGGUGGUGGAGACUGCUUUAACUGUGGUAAGCCAGGACACUUUGCCAGAGAAUGCCCUAGUGAAGGGGGUAGAGGUGGUCGGCAUGGUGGCGGAGGUGGUGGUAGUAGAAGCAGUGGCUAUGGACCCGAUAGGAACGGAGAUCGAUAUGGAAGCCGCAGCAGCAGAGAUGGUGGUGGUCGUGGAGGAGGUGAACGGUUUAGCCGUGAUCGCUCUGGGCCAUACGAACGUCGCAGUUCUGGAAGCUCUCGAGCUGGCUGAUGCUUUAAGUUGUGCUGAAGAGUUAGAAGUCCUACCAGCUGGAUGCAAGUGAUUUGAUGUAUGUCUACUUGGUGCUGUUCCCCUGGCCUGAGCCAACAAAAUGGAUGAAUCGUUUGAGCUCAUGAAACCUGGCUCUUAUAAACUACUGUUCUAUGUCCGUAAAUGUUUGAUAUUACAGCUUGAUCGGGAUCUUUAUGCUUGCUUAAUUUGCAAAUUUGACUAUGGCCUCACACUUUCGAAUGCCACUAUGGUUGCUAGUUAUUUGCUCACUUGGUUUGGAAUUUUGAAAACCAUUGUUUGGUGCUGGAUUUGUUAUGAUUUCUUGCAUGACAAUCGCACCUCUGAAACUUUGCCUUGUGAUUGAUGGGUCUGAUGAAUUGUCUGAAUUUAGUACUGGUGAUCAAAAAUCUGGGCCAGCAGGUGUUCAUGUCUAAUUGAAUUUUAGAGCUGGAUUAGGAGUGGCCUUUGAUGUGUUCUUAUAAAAUCUCUUUAACAGUUAAUGGGAGUUAACCGGGUAAUUUAUUCCAUUUUACCCUCUAUUAGUCCGUUCUAAGUUCUCAACUUUUAUGAUAUUAAUGCUGUUAACCUUUUGGCAGGCUAUUUUGUUCCUUUGUCCUUCUUUGGGUACAUGAUUGGUUAUCUCGCUAGUUUUGGUGCACAUUUAAAUUUGUAAUUGAGAAAGCAUUUUGAAGAGAGAGAAUGCUUCUGCAUGGAAAGAUCGUUGGUGGAAGAGUUAGUUUUCCUGUUAGAUGGCGAGAUGUUUAGAUACUCUUGGAGGGUUCAGCAAUAUGGGUCCACUAAUUUGUUCUGCUUUGGUGUUUCUAUUUCGCGGGGAUGGUUCUUGUUCUUUUCUUGUAGUCCUGGUGUCUGUUUUCAAGAUCCAAAUGAGUGCAAAACCAAUACAGCAAGACUUCAUUUGCUAAUGAGCUCCUGGUUCUUAGUAUCUUUUCUUUCUACUUGGCAGAUGGUUCUGCUUUUGAACUCCAGUUGGAGACUUCGGCCUAUUUUGAGUCACUAGUGCAUUGAAGGGUGA